This is a messenger RNA of Parasteatoda tepidariorum (common house spider), 827 nucleotides long. Lineage: Eukaryota; Metazoa; Arthropoda; Arachnida; Araneae; Theridiidae. The record is from RefSeq and is a predicted model, not a curated record.
GAGAAGAUGCGUCGAUAGAGCACAUGCGCAGAUUGAGGAAGGUGCCCGGCCAUGCAAACUGCUCUUCAUCUUUGAAAGCAGGAAUGCCGUUCAAAAAGUAAACUCUGCUGCGGUAUGAUAGUCAAAAUUACAGAAACAUCAUUCUUAAAUGGCCACUUUUCUGGAAGAACCUAUCACCCACCCUUUUGCUUGCUUUCAAAGAAUUAAAUGGUGCUAUACUUCAUUUGAACACUAUUCUUCCCUUUUUGAACUUUCAGGGAAUCGAUACGUACUUGUGUAAAUAAAAUUCUUUUUAAUAACUGGACUCAAAGAUUAAAAAACAGUGAAAAAUAAAGACUGAUUCUCCAAGUGACCUUUUGUUAUGAGCCACGAGAAGUCAGAUGGCCUUCUUCUGCUCAAUUUAUUGCUCAUCGACAAUCGAAACUUCCAUAACAAGUGCAAUAAUUUAAGCCCAAGAGACAAUCCUUUUCAAUAAUGUGGAAAUUCUAAAAAAUUGGAUGACAAGCAGACGAGAUAGUAACGCUACUACUAGUAGUGAACACAAAUCUAAACACAAAAUGUCAGUCGACAAACUAAGUGACCAAGAAGAUACAGCUUUAAAUGGUAACAAACCAGAAGAGCAAGAUGUUCCAGAAGUGAAAAAUAUGCGCUACUGGGCCAAUAAAAUCAGCCACGUUUUUAAAAAGGUAAGACAUCCCAAGAAGAGGAGAAGGAGCAGUUUUGGGUCCCUCUUUUCUUCAAUAGGUAAGAUAGGUCUUGUAAUAAAUAGCUUAUUCAAAAUUUUUGAGGAACUACUUUUAGCCCCUAUUAAUUGCCACGUUACAAUG